This is a messenger RNA of Trematomus bernacchii (emerald rockcod), 2098 nucleotides long. It is a transcript of the gene olfm3a, whose product is annotated as olfactomedin 3a. Bases 147 to 1520 code for a protein of 457 amino acids. Gene Ontology annotation, biological process: signal transduction. The transcript has 6 exons. The record is from RefSeq and is a predicted model, not a curated record. NCBI's taxonomy places the organism in Eukaryota, Metazoa, Chordata, Actinopteri, Perciformes, Nototheniidae.
CGGAGAACGAGUGCACCCUGUGCGGCCGUCGGAGCGCUGUGUGUGGAUCCACAGCAGUAGAGAGGCGCUGAGGUAACGGAGCGGACACGAGCUCCAUGUUGUAGGACUGCGCCUUGGAGACAAGUGGCCGCCCGGAGCCCGUCACCAUGCGGGUCCUGUUGAGCGUCCUGUACCCCGUGCUCUCCCUCACCAUCUUCGGAUUAUAUCCCUCUAUGACUAUCGGCCCAAAGGAGGGCUGGCAGGUGUACAGCUCGGCUCAGGAUGCUGAUGGCCGCUGUAUCUGCACCGUGGUGGCUCCUGAACAGAGCCUGUGCUCCAGAGAUGCCAAGAGCAGACAGCUCCGCCAGCUGCUGGAGAAGGUGCAUAACAUGUCUCAGUCCAUUGAGGUUCUGAACCUCAGGACCCAGAGGGAUUUCCAAUAUGUCAUGAAGAUGGAAAACCAGAUGAAGGGCCUGAGGACCAAGUUCAGACAGAUCGAGGAUGACAGAAAAUCCAUCAUAGCCAGAAACUUUCAGGAGCUUAACGACAAGAUGGACGAGCUAAAGCCGCUGAUCCCCGUGCUGGAGCAGUACAAGAUGGAUGCUGCAGUCAUUUCCCUGUUCAAAGAGGAGAUCAAGAACCUCUCUGCAGUGCUGACGAGCAUCCAGGAGGAGCUCGGGGCCUUCGACUAUGACGAGCUCUAUCAGCGAGUCCUGCGUCUGGACAACAGGCUGCGCAGCUGCAUGGGCAAGCUAACGUGUGGGAAAUUAAUGAAAAUCACUGGACCUGUUACAAUAAAGACAUCUGGAACCCGGUUUGGGGCAUGGAUGACUGACCCUCUGGCAUCCACCAGAAACAACAGGGUUUGGUAUAUGGACAGUUACACCAACAGCAAGAUUGUGCGUGAGUACAAGACAAUGGACGACUUUGUAGCGGGGGUGGUUUCUCGAACAUACAGCCUCCCAUUUAAAUGGGAGGGAACCAAUCAUAUGGUCUACAAUGGAUCGCUCUACUACAACAAGUACCAGAGCAACAUCAUCGUGAAGUACAGCUUUGAGACGGGCAGCGUUCUGGCCCAGAGAGCUCUGGAGUUCGCCGGCUUCCACAACAUGUACCCAUAUACAUGGGGGGGGUUCUCCGACAUCGACGUCAUGGCUGAUGAACUGGGAAUGUGGGUUGUGUACGCAACCAAUCAAAACGCUGGAAAUGUCGUCGUGUCCCAGAUCGACCCCGACACCCUGCAUGUCCUGAAGACUUGGAACACCGAAUACUCCAAGAGGAACGCGGGUGAGUCGUUCAUGAUCUGUGGGACGCUCUAUAUCACUAACUCUCACCUGUCGGGAGCAAAGGUUUACUACGCUUACUCUACCAAGACUUCAACCUACGAAUACAUAGACAUUCCUUUCCACAACCAGUACUUUCAUAUCUCCAUGCUUGACUACAACGCCAAAGAGAGAGCACUGUAUGCCUGGAAUAACGGACACCAGGUCAUAUUUAAUGUCACUCUCUUUCAUGUCAUAAAAACUGAUGAUGACUCUUAAAGUAUCACUUUUCCAACUUAAGCACCUCAUUGGUGAUACAAGGACCUCCAUGUAUUCUUUUGUCAAAAAAUGGACUAUGGUAUCUUACCUUGCCACCAAGUGAACUCUUCUAAUGUGUGGCUCUGGUCUUUUGGCUGAAUUGAGCAUGGACACCAAUCACUUGAUACCUUAUAACCAAUGUUUACACUUUUCCAUUGCUGCUGAUUCAGCUGGCAGACCCAACACAUAGUGAAUAAGGCAUUAUUCACUAUGUGUUGGGUCUGCCUGCUGAAAACUCUCAAAAGCUUUUGCAUGAAUGUCCAAAAAUUGAUCUGCAGUGAUUUCCUAUGAUAUAGCUGUGUUUUUGUUGCAAAUCUGUUUUGCUUACAGUGUUUGCAUUUUUGUCUAUUUAAAAAAAAAAGUCUAUUUAAAAGUAUUUAAACCUUUAAGUCAAUCUCUUCUGCAUAUUUGCUACCAUGUUGAGGUGGCUGAUUAUAAUGUACAAUAGCCGUUCUUUUAAAGAUGGGCCUGUCAAAUAUUGCUGUUAUGUAUGUAUCUGUGGAAGAAAAAUAUUUGUAUUUUUUAUAAAAGAAAACCAU